AACAAACCAGCAGACGUACAGUCGGAGUCUGACCAUGUUUAUAUAAUUUACGAUGCCAAAUAGAUCUUAGUUUGAAUUCUAAUACACUAGAUAGACUUUUGCCUUCAAAAUGGUCCAUAAAAAAGCGUCUGCUUGAGAAGACAAUCAUGUGUUUUGACUUUGUGAGAAGUUUCCUGAAGUUAGCUUAGCAUGCUAGUUGCAGAAGCCAAGGUUAGUUGAGACUCCCCUGCUCCGUCUACAUGUCGGCCAGACGAGCUCUGGUGAGCUGUGCUGUGCUGUGUGUUAAAGAUACCUGUGUGAUUUAUCCGUGCUGUAAGAGCUGCUUCUCCAGGAUCGAUGUGGAUCAGCGGGACACGACGAGAUGUCGAUGCUCCAGGUGUGGUUACAGUUGUCACAGGGAACUGGUCGAUUACAGGUACCGUCUCUCACUGAGGGUGACCCGGGACAGGUGCAUAUUUGGAGUCACAGUAUUCGGAAGCUGCUUAAACCCAUUCUUUGGUGUUCAUGCAGGUGGAUUACAGAGGUUGGUGGAAAACAAAGACGGACCAGUCGCACCGUCAGUCAAAGCUAAACUGCUGAUUAAUGCUGUCGAGGACUGUUUCAUAGGCAAACAUUUCAUCUUUGGUUUAAAGGUGAGUGGAACAGACAGUGGGCUAUGCUUUGGAGAGUCUGGCCUCAGUGAUGAAAGAGUCCAGUUUAUCGCCAGUCAGAUGAUUCUCCCCAAAGCUGCUGGCCUGGGAGGCUGCACAGUGCUCACUUAUUAUCAGCUCCUUCUUCAGAAAGCUGCAGAAUAUGAACCAGGCUCCAGUAAUGAUCCUGGUAAAACCUUCAGACCCCCAGAGACCCCCCUGCGUCUGAUUCCUUAUCGUUCUCCAGCCAGAAGCUUUAAUAAUGCCACAUUUUCUGCCUCAGGCCUUCUUUCAAUUUCACCACAAGGAUCCCAAGACUGCACCCUCACUCCAACCCCUCCAUGGCAACAAUCACUUGGCCUGGUUACUUCAUCAGCAGAGCAGGACGAAGGAAGCAUCAGCCAGGAUAAUGGAGACGAAAACAGCCGGCAGACAGAUGACAACAAAACAACACACGGUGUACCGAUCAGCUACCGGGAGAAAGAGACAGUGACAGAGGAGAGAAAUCUGUCACCUCCUCCUUUAGAGCACAGUCCUCGUUAUAGUCCAUCAUUUGCUAAUCACCCAUACACAUCUAUCGAGGAAGCUGUUGAAAAUGGCCCCCUUGCAAGUACUUGGUUCAGUCCCUCACAGCCCAGCCACAAACUGGAUUCAUCACCCUGCUCAAAGGCAAUGGGUUUUUCUACCACACAAUCCCCAAAAAUGUCUCAGUCCAGCUCUGUGGUGUGGGAGGAUCUGCCUUUCUCUGAGAGUUUUGGAGAGUUUUUGUGUGAGGAAUACAAACAUUUUGACAUGGAGCCACAUCCACAUGUGCAAACUCAGAGUGUAAUGGUGAAAAAUGACCCAGAAACAAGAUCACAACACAAGAACUUGUCAAUUCAAUCACAUUCUGUUCAUCAGAGUAGCACGCAAGUAACAGAGAGCCACUCAAGCUUGGGAGACAUAGAUGGUCUGUCUGAGCAGAUGUGCAAGAAGUAUGUUGUAUGUGUAAAUGAGAGUAAAGAUUUUAAUCAGGAAGACAAAGAGGCCAAUUCUCUGUCUUUUGAAACCAAAGAAGAGCAGCUUGAAGGAGAUACCUAUGAUUGUUCACUAGACCUGUUCAGUAGUUCACUCCCAAUCGAUGAGGACAUUAUGACAAUCAAUACUCAUGCUGAAACACCUGACAAACUGAGAAGUAGAAAAUCCUUCAGUAGUUUAAUUCCCACUGGUAUACAACACAUUGACUUUAUUCCUCCGGCUCAGUCCACCCCAGUUUUAAAAGUAAAUGAUACGUCAGGUUUGGAGAAAUUGAAGAGUAAAAAUUCAGGACUAAUCAGCUCACCUCUUUCUAAACUCAGUGCUAACCAGCUGUCCCACUUUGGAAGAGAGUCUACAAAAGAAAACUUGGUGUGGAGCAAAACACCCUUCAGAUGUACCCCAAAAGGAAGGUUCCGGAAACCAAUCAAACAAACUCCACGAUCCCAGAUCAUGGGGGUCCAAGCGGGGGCUCUGAACCUGCGGUCGCCAGUGAGGACGAGCCACAAGUGUGACUCGAGUGUCUGUGAUGUGACUGCGUGUGGUUGUGAGAACAGCGAAGUAAUGGUUCCUCCUACUCCUGUCAGUAAAACACCGCUGAAUGUAAAGCUCAGUAGAAGAAGCCAUAAUAGUGAUCUCAGCAGCAGCAGGUUGGGUUCUACUUGUCGAGUUAACUGUAAAAGAAAUCUGUUGGAAUUUCACCUGUCAUCUGUCACAGCGUCAGGGAAACAACUGGCACAAACGGGAAACUGUGGCACGAAAUCAGCUCGUGAGAGUAGACUGGAUGGAUCCGACCUCUGUGACGAUGAGAACCAGACAUGUGAUUGGUCUAGAGAUCUGUUCUCUGACUCGGCCUGAGAUGUUCUGUUGCAGAUUGGUUUAACCAAUGUUUUUUUUUUUUAAUGUAUUUAAUGCUCGCAACUUAAUUUAUGCAAGAUCUACUUUGUGUUUAAACAGCAAUAAUACGGUCACUGCUGCUACUAUUAGGAUAGGGGAAAUGCUUAUUUCUGAUAUGUGACAGUAUCUCUUAACUUAAACACAUUUUAUUGGUACUGAAACCUGGUAUUAAACAGGUUCUGGUUUUUAAUUAUUUAAGCUGGUGUAUGCAACAUACAACUAUUGCCAUUGAUCAAUUUUUCUAUAAUAUUAUUUCAGGAUAAUGAAAAUCCAUUGAUCCGAGAGAGAACUAGACUUUUGCACCUCCUCUAUUGUUGGUUACUGUAACUGAUCAGAACUGAAUAUUCCAAAAAACACAAACACAUGUAAUUCACUUCAACAGAAUUGUAUUUAUUUACAAUGUUUUAAAGAUUAUAUACAAUCAAAAGGUGAUAUUUGAUUCUUUUCAGAAUAACCAAUAUCAUUAAACAGACCCAAAGUAACUAUCCAACAAGACUGACUGGCUCAUACUAUAGUUUUAAUUUAGUUUUUGGGGGUGUUUGUGGGCUCCCUGGGAAGCAUUUUCCCCACACAUCCAUGUGCUCCUUAUUAUUUGGGUCCAGAACUUCUUUCCCUCAUUUCCACGAUCCUGAAGCCUUACACACCUUUGAUGUCCACAGAUCCUGCAGCAAACUAUGGAAUAUAAAUGCAUUAUAGCUGAUUCCAAAUAGUCCUCCCUUGUCCAUCUCUAUUUCUGCGAAGUGAAUCAGAGUGAUUGAAAUUUAAGGUUGAAACUGUUGAUAUAAGUAGGAAAAUCUCCUGAGACGUACAGAGGUCAGGCAUCCUAUGACAGUCAUCAGGGCAUCUGUUGCUGGAGUCACAGUAUUAUUUGUUUGUUGUUUACAGAUGUGGUGGCAUUUACAAGUGUCACAUGAUAUAUUACAGUGUUGUGUCAUGAUGGCACCCGUCUUUGACCAUAUUUACCAAUCCAUUCAUCAUACCAACGUAACUCCCCCUCUUAUAACUGGCUCAUGUCCACAGCUUAGCUGCAAUAGCUCUCAUGGUUUCCGUCAUUGCAAUGACUUUCACUGCUACACAUGGCAGGCGUCUGUGCGUCCCAAAUAUGUUAUGCAGAAAAAAAAACACAUGGUUUUAUGCAAGACGUCUGUUUAUGUUUAAACUCCUUAUCUCUUUAUACUGAUUAAGUGUGUAUGUUGUGUUCUAAAUCAAUUUUAACUUUGCUUUUUGUCCUCUUAAGUCGUCUGUAAAACCUGCUGUUAUGCAAGUCUUGACAGAUCUGGUAUUAUGUUGAUUGUUAGACAUCAGAUGUUCCUCUGUGCCAUGAUGACUGGUGCUCGCGAGCAUGGAUUGAUUGGAAUUUGAUGUAAUGUGAACAGCAUGAGUACAUUCUGUUACUGCACACGGUGGAACAGACAUCUCAAAUUCAGCCCGUGUAAAACUGGACACGUAAACCAAGGUCUGGCUGCCUGAAAACUGGAGCUGCAACUGUAUUAGAGUCUACAUGUGGCUAAGUGCUCAUCAACACUGGCAGUAUAGCUCAGAUGGAGCA
Messenger RNA from Solea solea (common sole), 4089 nucleotides. RefSeq names its product DNA damage-induced apoptosis suppressor (gene ddias). Bases 240 to 2501 code for a protein of 753 amino acids. The record is from RefSeq and is a predicted model, not a curated record. NCBI's taxonomy places the organism in Eukaryota, Metazoa, Chordata, Actinopteri, Pleuronectiformes, Soleidae. Gene Ontology annotation, cellular component: cytoplasm; nucleus. Gene Ontology annotation, biological process: negative regulation of intrinsic apoptotic signaling pathway in response to DNA damage. The transcript has 5 exons.